Monopterus albus (swamp eel) is the source of this 2539-nucleotide messenger RNA. It is a transcript of the gene srrm4, whose product is annotated as serine/arginine repetitive matrix 4. Lineage: Eukaryota; Metazoa; Chordata; Actinopteri; Synbranchiformes; Synbranchidae. Gene Ontology annotation, biological process: neuron maturation; regulation of RNA splicing; mRNA processing. Gene Ontology annotation, cellular component: nucleus. Gene Ontology annotation, molecular function: mRNA binding. The coding region runs from base 839 to 2539 and encodes 566 amino acids. The transcript is spliced from 13 exons. The record is from RefSeq and is a predicted model, not a curated record.
AGAGAGAAACUGAUAGUGGCGCCCAUCAGGAUGAGAAGGGAACCCAAUCAAGGGUAUAGUCGAGUGAGAUAAGUGUAUCACAGAGAAAGAGAGAGAGGAUGACAGAAGGUGUCCCUCUCCCCAGCGUCCAGCCCCCGGCUCUGACGUCAUAGGCUGAGAGACACAAAACAAGCUGCUCUCAGCUGAGCUCCUCACUCGCUUUCCACUCACACACAUACCCUCCAACGCACAUUCGCUCCUGCCCUCAGACAUGCUGUAACACUUGCUUCAACACCCGCUCAGCCCUGAGAUGCUACACACGGGCGUGCAAUCAUCUCCACGCCAAAACACUGCGCUGUAGCAACAGGAGAACCACUUGGUCUCUCUCACCUCUGGACUGAAUCAUGAUCUUGUGAGCGAUGCCUUUUUCAGUGUGAAGCUGCCGACCGGAGCCCGCUGUGGGAAAAGGAGCGCUCCCAACUCUCGACCCUGACCCCGUCCCAAAAAGCAGCAGAUGUGACAGAAGAGGAGAGGCAGAGAGAGAAACACCAUCUCCCCCACCCCUCCUUCCUUCAUCUGAGAGAACAAUACCCAGCCUCCAGUCUGAGAGGGUCGGCUUUUGUCCCCGUGCCAGUGCACCCGCUUAAGAGCGAAGAGCAGACAGACACGCUGACACAUUGACCUGCUGCUGUGAGUGGAAAACGCAGUGAAAAACAGUCACUGUGCUUUCUGCACUUUGAUUCAGUACUUGGACAGCUUCUGAGCAACAGCUGGUGUGUGUGUGUGUCCUUUCAUGAGUGCGUAAAGAGACUCUGUCUGGUGAGGAAGCUGAAUUUGGCUUGGGGACCAAGAACCACAGAUGCAGCCCUCGUGUUCGCUCCAGCUGGGCCCCCGCGGCCCCUCUCCAUCCCUGGGAUCACAGGGCAGCACGGCCAGCCUCAAGCAGCUGGAGGAGAAGCAGCUCUUUGAGAAGUUUUGGAAGGGGACUUUCAAGGCUGUGGCCACACCAAGACCAGAAAGCGUGAUUGUGGCCAGCAUCACCGCCCGCAGGAGGGUGACUGACUCGGAAACAACAGUCUGCCAGUUCAAGAUAGAUGAGAGGACCGCGAUUGACAGCAGGGUGGACACCGCCGACAGAAAUGGCUGUUCCAAAACAAAAGGACACAAACACCACAAUCAUCGCAGGGUCAGGAACCCGUCCUUUGAUGAGGAGCUCUCCCCUCGCCCCAAGGGGAGGAAGAAGAGGAGAAAGUCUGAACGGAAGAGGAAAAGGAAAAGGUCUUCUUCCCACAGCCUGUCGCCACCGAGGAAGAAGAAAAAGAAGAAGAAGAAGAGCUCCAAGAAAAGCAAACGGCAUAGCUAUACUUCCAAGAAGUCAAAACACAGCUCUUCAAGUUUAAAACAUAAGAGGAAGGAUGAGCGCAAGCACAAGAAAAGUUCCCGGACUUGCUCACGACGGAGACGACGCUAUCGGAGGUCAGAGACGGACACUUCUUCCUGCCAAUCUUCCACAGAUGACAGACACCAUCUGCACAAAUCUGUGGUACAUCCGACAUUAGGACACCUGGCAGCUGCAGGAGAGGAAACCAACGGAGUGCUCGACCACAAGGACAUGAAGUGGAGACCUGCAACCAAAUCAGUGUGUAAAACAGCUCCCAAAUAUCGAUCCGUCCUCUCAACCAGCACCAUUUUGUCCUCAAAACCUGGAGGAGAGCUUUUACAUGGAAAAGGGCCUCAGCAGUUAUCGAGUCAGACCGAAGUUCCGCACGAUUACGAUUCUGGGAAUGACACAUCUUCACCACCAUCGAGCAAAACAGGUGUUUCUCGAACAAGUGUCACUGACAAGAAGAAUCACUGUCAACGUCUGGCCUCACCAGAGAAGCUGAAGUUCACUGACAGAGACAAUGCCUCUGACUCAGGAAACUCUGUGACCAGCUACGCUUCCUUGUGCAAACCAUAUGGGGAGGACGGCCUGUCUGCGACCAUUUUCACUGCAAGCGACAAGAGAGAGCAGAUAACCUUGGGGUGUCGGGUACAGGCUGUGAGGUCUCCAAAGGCUUCCAGCUGUUCACAGAGGAUGAGCAAGUCGUUUCAAAGGCGACUGAAAACUCGGUCAUCCAGCAGCAGGAGCAGGAGCAGGUCCUCAAGGAGUUCCAGAUACUCUGGACGCUACUCUCGAAGCCCGUCGCUGUCAUCUUGCAGCUCAUACUCACGUUCACCGAGUUAUUCAACUGACCUGAGGCGACGAGGCAGCGUGGCGAGCCUGAGCUCCAGAGGAAGCUACUCCAGAUACAGUGCAGACAGACUGCGAGACAGAAAGAGAACACCUAGCUCUAGAGGGACAGAUGUGAAGCAUGCACAUAAGGUUAGUGGGAAGAGACGAAGACGCAAAUCCUACUCUCCUAUGAAGAAAAGGAGGAGAGACUCGCCGAGCCAUCUGGAAGCACGCCGAAUCACAAGUGCCAGGAAGCGACCCAUCCCAUACUUCCGACCAAGUCCUUCCUCCAGCGGUCGGUGCACUUUUUUUUUUCUCACGCCCCCACCCCCAGCCGCAGCCUGA